Messenger RNA from Cylindrotheca closterium, 1761 nucleotides. The record is from the annotation of a GenBank genome assembly. NCBI's taxonomy places the organism in Eukaryota, Bacillariophyta, Bacillariophyceae, Bacillariales, Bacillariaceae.
AUGGCAGAACAGGAGGAAGAAGACUCUCCUCCCAGAGAGAUAUCGUUUCUUCAGCAGCAGCAGCUCUUCUUUCGCAGGGCCAUCACGCACUUCACGAAUCCUGAUUUGUAUCUUUAUACUGGCCAAACGCGAGAUCAAAUACCCGACGAUGUUUUGCACGUGCGAGUGGAUCCAAGUGUUCGCGUCAUUGAUUGGGAUACUUUUGCGGGCUGUGGCAUUAUGCGAACAAUAGAAUUGCCUUAUGGUCUCGUACGCAUAAUGGGACGGGCUUUCAUUGACUGUUAUAAACUGAAAGAACCUGUAAUACCACCAACCGUCAAGGAAAUCGGAGACAUGGCAUUUUCUAGUUGUUUCGCGGUAAAUUCCUUGGAUCUACCAGAAGGGCUGGAGCGCAUUGGGAGAGCUGCUUUUCCUUCUUGUUCUUUUCGAAAUGUGAAGCUACCCAAGACGAUGAAUGAAGUUGGUGGUCAAAGCUUUAGUUGCUGUACGGAUUUGAUCUCUGUUGAAAUUCCUUAUGGUAUGACUGCUAUCCAUUCAGAAGCUUUCUUUCAGUGUUUGGAACUGAGAAAUGUGGCCAUCCCGGAUACUGUAAACGUGAUUGGGGAUAAUGCGUUUGAAUGCUGCUUCAAACUGCAGGACAAAUUCCCCGAAGAGGAAAGCUUGAUUGAAGUCUUAAAGACGAGAUUCGACGAUUUGCCCCUGCACAAGAUCUGUUACUACCAUGCCUACAAAUCGACCGAAGAAACGUUGCAAGAACUGUCGCAAGCGAUGAUGGAUAUGGGUUCUUUUGAAAGUGCCGGUGAAGAGCACUUGGAGACAAUGCGGCAAGAUGCCUUUGGCAUGACAGCCCUCCACAUCUUGGCAAUGUCGAAGAAGCAAGAUUUAGAGCUUUAUCAACUCUUGUUAGAAGCCCAUCCAGACGAUAUAAACGUGACUGAUACCUGGGGCUACUUGCCCGUCUAUUAUGCAUGUUUAUGCGAUGCUCCUCCAGAAGUCGUCCAAUACCUCUUGGACACCCACAAGCAAUUAUCAGAGAAUGCUGCCGAGGAACUUUCUUGGAAAACGAUUGUCGACAACUUUUCAAUCAUGUUUGUUGCAGCCCAUGUCUUGAAAUGUGUAAUAUAUUGGACCGUUGUCGAUCGACUCAAGCAAGUCCACUGUCAGUCGUGGAAGGUGGACAUAAUCAAUGCAAUCGACAUGAUCCCAGACGGUGGGCGCAAGACUUGGAAGGAAAAGGAUACGCAGGUCGCGGCAGUAUACGAUUUAUUGUCAUUGUACGAGCUGAAAGAGAUGACUUCUCUGCUGGAAUUAGCUGCAUGGAAGAGCAAGAUGGAUCAAAAUCAAGGCAUGAAGAAGUAUGUGAAGGGAGCCUUUGAUGAAAUGUCCGAUCACGAGGAAGUAAACACUAAAGGAGCGUAUGCGAAGCGGUUGUCCAUUGCGACUCACACUACUCUCACGACACAUAUAUCAUCGGAACCGGGAAGUGUUUCCGACCGCUACAGCAUGUCGGAGCGCGGUAGUAUUACUGAAAGAGAGAGCAUUGUCGAACGGGGUAGCAUCAUUUCCAAGACAGUAGUGGAGGAAAGCCCGCAUCAAGAAGAGGACAAGCUUGAAACUGUUGAAGUACAGAAUGAUCCCGACGCCAUAGCAAUUCGAAAUAACUGCCGCAUCAACAGCGGUGCAGAUUUGAUUGUCUCGAAUGUCAUUCCAUUCUGUUUAUAUCCGGUCCAGCUGCAACCAUGGGAGGAGACAGAAUCAUGA